Tricharina praecox is the source of this 846-nucleotide messenger RNA. RefSeq lists its product as uncharacterized. Lineage: Eukaryota; Fungi; Ascomycota; Pezizomycetes; Pezizales; Pyronemataceae. The coding region runs from base 90 to 662 and encodes 190 amino acids. The record is from RefSeq and is a predicted model, not a curated record. The transcript is spliced from 3 exons.
UCAGACUACCGUCUCAGCGAGAACUACCAGCAAGCCUCAAACUAUUUUUAAUUUUUUCCAACGCGAUACACUUCAGCGCCACCGCCAGGAUGUAUCUCCUCUGCACUUUCCUCUUCGCCAUCCUGGCCGCCCUCGGCGCCGCGCAGACGCAGCCGAAGCCCUGCAACGUCCCGUUGAUCCUCUACAACGGGCUCGGCUACGACUUCACCGUGAACGUGCAAAACUCCAGCUUCAGCUUCCACAAGACGCCCAUCAACUUCAUCCAGAUCCAGCCGACGCUCUACCGCUCCGUCAUCGCCGGGUCCGCCUCCGGCACUGGCGCGGCUCUCACGAAGCUCAGGAUGACCAACAACAGACUCUACCUGCAGGCCUACGGAGGGAAGAGCUACGUCGGGAUCACGCAGUUCGUGCCGCCGGCGGAGGUCUUCCGGUACCUGCGGUUCUCGUCCGCCGGCGGCGAGGAGCUGAGUGUCGUGGCGCACUGGACGUGCGACGAGAACGGCACGCAGCAGAUCGUGGUGGUUCCGCAGUCCGGCGGGCAGACGGGCCUGACCUUCUGCGUCGCCCAGGAUAGGGCCGGAACGUAUGACCUAUCCGUCAAGCCGGCUUUUGAAAACCAGAAUCCGUGUAUCGAUGUCGUGCUGGCUAUCCAGCAGGCUUGAAUUAUGGGCGGAAUCGGGCUGCGAGACGUAAAGAAUGGCAUAUAUCUAUGGACAAGGAACUUGGGCUGGUUGGGUGGACUUAUUUCCUUUUACUUGGCAGGAUUUCUGAUGGGACGAUUUUUUUUUGAUCUGGCUUCCCUAAGCCGUAUGGCAAACUCGUAAUAGUAUCAAGCAAGUUAUGGAC